Molecule: messenger RNA, 10711 nt
Organism: Porites evermanni
Lineage: Eukaryota; Metazoa; Cnidaria; Anthozoa; Scleractinia; Poritidae
Source: the annotation of a GenBank genome assembly
AUGUUUUCAAUUACCACGUUUGCUUUAGUUUUGGUUUGUAUAAGCCAGUUAGCUGAUAUAAGUGCCACAAGAUAUGACCCGACUUGGGAGUCGCUAGAUUCGAGGCCGAUUCCUUCGUGGUACGACGAAGCUAAAUUCGGAAUUUUCAUGCACUGGGGAGUUUAUUCCGUUCCAAGUUUCUACUCAGAAUGGUUUUGGUGGUGUUGGAAAGGUGCACAUACUCAAGAAUGCGUCGACUUCAUGAAGAAAAACUAUCGUCCAGAUUUCUCAUACGCCGAUUUUGGUCCGAUGUUCAAGGCAGAAUUUUUCAAUCCGGAUCAGUGGGCCGACUUAUUAGCUCGUUCUGGCGCAAGGUAUUCUUUUGUACUUUACUUUUUUUAAAAGGCUUUAUGGGGAUGCUUUUUUAUCCUUGAUUUUAUUUAGAGUAUUAUGGCGAAUUUACCCUAAUUAUGUAACACAAAAGCUCAAACCCCUGAAUGUCACAUGACUCGUAACUAGUCAGCGGUGAGGAUCGAGGAUCGGGAAUUGGGGAUCGGGGAUCGAGUAUCGGGGAUCGGUAAAAAACUAAUAAUUACAAAUAGAAUAACCGAAGAACUGCAGAAAUAAAUAUGUAAAAAAUGACACUUCCAUGUUAACUUUGCACGUCAUCAUUCCAUCACCUACCUAGAUUAUAGACAAGAACCAUAAGCAGGCAUGAGUUGCAUUUUACCUGUUUUGGGUUUACAGUGCUUUGAAAAUCUUAAAAUUAUUCCUUUUUUGGCGGUGUCGACAAGAAAAUAUUCAGAUGUUGUGUCAGAUCGCCAAGAAGAAACCUGCUCCGCUGGUGAUACGCAUAGCUGGCUGAGAAAUUAUCAGCAGGAAAACGAAGAAGAUGCACUUCAAUGAGCCAUCAAAGUAAGCAAGGCACAGUCAAUUUGCGAACAAGCACCUAAGAAGUGUGCUGUGAUGGUGAUAAAAUUACUGUCUUUUUUUCUUUCGCAAAUGCAAAAUCAGAGGUAGAUUUGUGUAAAUCCACAUUGGUCAUUGUCUGCCAGAUUUUUAGUAUGAAUGAAGGAUAUGUGCUGUUACAAUGAGCUCAUAUUCCCAGUCCUGUUUUUCUUUGGUAUUUCAAGCAUGUAACAUCAUCUUCAUUUUUUGGGCCCGAAGAGCCAUUUUAUUUCGAUUUUCUUUUCACAAUUGACCCCAUGCACCAACCCUGUCAAAGAGCGCAACUGCACCAGGGUAACUGCAGGAAAUAGUUUUGUUGUCAAAGGUACUGGUGCCUACUUUUUCGUUUGGAAUACAAAACGAGUGUUAUAUGUCGUAACUCAAAAUGUAAAAAUUGUAAGGGCUGACAGAGAUUUUACACUUUAAAAAUUGAACAAUGAUAUUUCUACAUAGCUGUAAGUGGACCAAGAUAAGGAUUGCAGGAGCGUAGUGUCCAUACACAUAUGCAUUUACGCCCGUGCGUACAUGUACAGCUGAAAUAUGAAAAAAUUAUAUACUUCUGAUUUCCCCAGAAAGUCUUUUUUCAUCAUUAAAUCAGGAUGACUGAUACAUUUUUUGCACCACAGUUUAUAUUGGUGUCUUUGUGUCAGUAUUUCUUCUACCUUUUACUGUUAUUCCAUAAUUCUGAAUGUGUCACUGGCCUUUUUUCCCCGUAAACAGUGUACCUUACCGACAACACUAGAGAAGGGUAAAGUAAACAAAUAUAACUACUGCAUUUUCAGGCAUAUUAAUGUACUGAAAAUGUCCGGCGGAAAACGCUGUAGCCUGCGUAGCAAGCGUUUCCGUUUGGUUUCAGAGCAGAAAGAGACCACGAAACAGUACAAAAAAAAAAAGCAUGAAUUAAGGACACUCAACUUGGGUCACACUGCUCUGAUACACUGUACCUGUCUCUCUCUCUUCCAAUGUUGUUUUGUAAUGGUUGUCCAAGUUUCAGGCCAACAAUGAAAGGAACAGGGAAAAGGAGGUCGAGCACAACAUGUCAACAUUAUUCAAUCGACCCAAGUUCUAAUGUCACAGAUUGCAGCUCUUAGAUUAUCCAGGUGAACUCUUUGAUAGUCUUACAGGGACAUUUCUUCUAAUGCCAACAAUGUUCUUUUUUUGUUGUUGUUUGUUUUGUUUUUUCUAGGUAUUUUGUUCUUACCAGUAAACACCAUGAAGGUUGGACAAACUGGAGAUCCAAUGUGACUUGGAAUUGGAACUCUGUGGAUAAUGGACCUCACAGAGAUCUUGUGGGUACGAAACACAGUCAUUACCAGUACACUGUUUAUUAUGAGAUUUUUAAUUUUUGGCAGAUAAAUUUUUAACAUUAUUGGUGACUUAAAUAAGGUAUGUGAAGUUUUGUUCAUCUGGGCCCAGUUGUUUAAAGGCUGAUUAGUACUUAACCCAGGGUUAAAUUUAACCUGGGUUUCUUUUUCUUUUGUUCAAAAGCAUUUUCUCGGAUAGUUUUCUCUGUUAUUGUUAAGAGCAUUCAAUCAUCAAUUUGAUGAUAAAAAGAAUUAAACUGAAUUUACUUUUCAAGCUUUCAUAUCUGAAUUCAAAUUUCGCACUAACCUUAGGUUAUCUUAACCCAGCUUUGAACAACCCGGCCCUGACUAAUAUUAAAAUGUCAUAGACUUCCAACUUUUCUUUUGGCUGUGGACAAUUAUUUUGCAUAAAUAGUUUUGUUUGGCCGCUUAUACGCUCUUCUCACAUAUGGUAAUAUGCCCGUCUAACCUCUUUUUUGAGUAAAACGUCCUUUGAAAUCCUAAUCAGACGACGUUUUCGUAUUUGAAUUCAAAAGAAUUUUUACCCGUAAACGAGGUUAGACGGGCAUAUUACCAUAAGUGAGAAGAGCGUAUUGUGCAGCUUAUUUUGAUGUUGAGUGAUAACAAUAAUAAUGAAUAAUAUUGGAAACUUUAUUUGUGUUUGAGUUUCCAUUAUAAUAAUAAUAAUAAUAAUAAUAAUAAUAACAAUAACGAUAAUGAUCCAAUGAUAAUAAUCAUUAUAAGAAUUUUUUUUAUUAUUAUCACAAUGUACACAAUAACUAUAAGACAAAACUCUAUAAUAUUUAUAUUACAUUACAUUUAACGAUGUUCUGUAGUGGAUUUACACAAUUGUUUACAGUGUAUGAACAGGGAGAAUUUUUUUUUUUAACCAUCAUUUGUUCAACUAGGUGAACUUGCAUCAUCCAUCAGGAAACGCACCAAUGUCACGUUUGGCUUGUACUUUUCAUUGUUUGAGUGGUUUCACCCUCUUUACCUCAAAGACAAAGCCAAUAAAUUUCAAACACAAGAUUAUGUUGAUGUAAGUAAAUGUAUAUCAAACAAAUUUAAUACUAUUAUCAUCAACAUUGCAUUGACACAACUGCAUGCCAUAAUUAUAAAGAACUAGUAUAAUUAUGCAUGUAUAUGCAUGUAGAUGUUUAGAUGUUGUGGUUCAAUUUUUAUCCUUUGGUUCAAAUUUCAUUUUUCUUUGUUUCAAACUGAUUAUCAUUCACUAUGAUAUCCAACCACAAAGGAAAAUAAAAUUGGAACCAAUGAUAGCAUUGAAACACAACAUGGAAUCAUACAUUGUAAAUUAAUUCUGAACACAGACAUUUAACCCUGCUUUUCAGACACUCGCUUAAUACAGACACCUCACUAUUAUGGACAGUUUUCUAUGUCCUUGGGGAAAGCUCUUAUAUUUUCUCUUAGGUAUUUCUCUUAUAUACCUGUUUAACAUAAACACCCAUUAAUUCAGACAAAGGACACCUAUUUCUUGUCCAAUCAAUGAAUUCUCAUAGAAAGCCAACCUUGCUAAUGCAGACACUUCAUGAUCAACUGUGUGCCAUAAUAGACCUUACCUUUUUGAAGGCAAAAAAAACCUUCCUUUGAAAGGAUGUCGAUGUUCCCAGCACUUGCAUACGUUCAAUAGGAUGAUUUGUAGACGUCAAUUUUUGGCUUCAAACGAGUUAUGCAGUUAAGGGUUUUGAUUAAGUUAUACUAUAAAUGGGUGAUUUUCAAGUGUUUGCACGUAAUUACAGCUUUGUUACGGUUAGAGACGUUUAAUUUGAUGAUGCUUAUGUCCUCUUUUAUUUCUUUGGUAUUUUGUUCUAGUAAAAGUUUUUUUUUUAAAAAAAAUGACCUGCUAAAUACGUACACCCUGUUAAUAAGGUCACUUUCUGUGUUCCCUUCCGAGUCCGUAUUAACAGGGUUUGACUGUAUUGAGAAGUUAAGGUGGGAACACACCAUAGGCAACAAGUUACAAUUACAGCAACACAUCAUAGCAAUUUGUCGCCUUGUGUGUACUGUCAAAAUCUUUGUUUCUGUUUAGUGGAAACUCAAUAUGAUGAAGGGCCAAGGGACUGGCAAAAGUUGUUCACUAUGAGGAGGUUUUGUUAUACUGAGUUUCUUUUUCAUAUUACUAGGAUAAAGAAAAUUGUUUGUUAUGCUGAGGACUUUGUUAUAUACACUGUAGAGGUUUAAAUCAAGGUUCCUCUGUAACAGAAUGUUUGUUGCUUUUUAAGUGGCCCCAAAUCAAAUUGUGAUUUGUUGCUGUGACAUAUUGCAGUGAAAUGUCGCCUAAUGUGUUCAACGUGACUACUGGUUUCCCCCCUUGAAAUGACUUCUGAGAAAUGAGCGUAGUUAUUCCAUACUGAUUACAUGCCACUCCCCAGAUCUAGGUAGUGCUUUUGAUUCAUUGAGGCAAAUUUCCCUCAUGGUAAGACAGAUCAGAAGCACUUCUCAGAUCUGAGUAGUAAUAUAUCAUCAGUAUGGAAUUUCCUGCGCUCUUUCCUCAGAUGCUAUUUCACUGGAAAUUCCGGAAAGCAGUAGUAGUAUUGCAAAAUGUUUGCUGUUUCCUCAGGCUCAGGCUUUUUUUUCUUUUGCAGGACGUCAUGGUGCCUCAAAUCUAUGACCUUGUAAACACCUAUAGACCUGAGUAUAUUUGGUCUGAUGGAGACUGGGAGGCACCUGAUACCUACUGGAAGAGUAAAGAAUUCUUGGCCUGGUUAUACAAUGACAGGUAUGAUGUAUGCACUGUAUCACUCACAUUUCUUUGAAUAACCACCCAUGACCUUGGUAAUACUUUCCUCCCCUUUACCUUACCUUCUUAAGAAAGCCUCUAAUAGUAAUUUGAGUUGAGUGCCUGUAAAAACUAGAUGGAAUAGCCACAUGUAAGUGCUUUUUUCCACUAUAAACAAACCUUUUACCUUUUAACCUUUUAAAGGUAUACCCUCAAUAGACCUUUUCUACUUGUAGGUUUUAUUUUCCCACUUCAGACCAGGGAAAUUGCGUUUUGUCUUUUGAUGAAUUAUGCAUACAUAUAUUUAUGUAAAUACACUGUACAUGGAUAGGAUAGCAUUUUGAGAGAAACUUUUCCCCACCCCCCCGCCCCCCAAAAAUUUUCUUAUGGUCCUUCCCUUACCAUUUGUAUCGUAAAGCUGAAAUUUGGGUUGGAAAAUCAAAUGGUUUGCACCAUUCCGUUUUGGAAGCUUCAGAAAAUAUGGGCCACAGGGAAGCCAAAGGCUGUAUUAGCUAUAAAGCUCAAAAUUAUGGGCACUGUUGCAUAAAGAUUCCUGAAAAAAAUGCAGGGAAUCAAUCUUACAAAUAAAGUCGGUAAUAGAGACAAAUUUACAUGUUUGUUUGUUUGUUUUUUCUCACACAGCCCUGUGAAAGAUACAGUUGUGGUGAAUGACCGUUGGGGUGCUGGUUGCAUGUGUCACCAUGGUGGCGCGUAUACCUGCUCUGAUCGGUACAACCCAGGUAUUACUAUCCUUCUGCUUUACACAUUACUGCAGUUAUGUUACAUGUAUUUCCUUCAAUUUACAUUGUGAACAUUUAAGACCUGUCCAUAAGUAUCCUGGUUUUUAUUUGAAAAAAAGAAAAAGAUUUAUAGGUUUUUCUCCAUAAUUUCAGUUCCAAAACAUUAUUUCGCCAGGGUUCGCACAGUCUUGAAGAGUCUUUGAAGUUUUGGGGAAUUUUAAAGUCCUUGAAACGUUCUUGAAUUCCAUUUUCCCUUGAAAAGUCUUAAAAUUUCUGUGCAAGUCCUUAAAAACUCCUUUUGAACGAUCGCCAACUUUGGAUUGUAGUGGUCUGAAAAGUGCUUUUUAAUACUUUUUGGUUGUGUAGUAGGGGUUUAACAGAUUUCGAUUAUUGCCUUUCGAUUUGAUUCUGUGAAUGUUUCUUAAUUCUUACAACAUAAUACGUAAUGCAAACAACAUGCCACCCUAACCCCUCAAUUUGAGAAUAGUAAGAGGACAGGAGGAUUCACAGUCGCUUGGUCGUUUGUCGCCAUGUUUGAGAACCUGACAAAGAGCAACAUGGUUUGGCUUAGAUGGAAAUUCUCAGGGGGUGGUUGAAGGACAGCAUUUUGGCGCAUGAACUGCAAUCGUAUUUGCUCGUCAGUCAAAAGGCACAUUCUAAAGAGUUCUGGAUUCUGAUUUUUCAAUAUAAUAACUCACUGAGGGCACCCUAGAAAAGUUAUGCAAAAAUCGAGCCAAAAUCGAAACGUGGAAGCAAAGAAUCGUGAAUCGAACCGGUCAUAAUCGCGAUUUAUCUAGAAUUUGAUCUGUUUGAUUAAUCGUUACAUCACUGUUGUCCAAAACAGAAUAUGAAUCAUGGCUCAGAGAAGUAAAAGGUGAUUUACAUCAAGCGUUUUUUGUUGUAUGCAAGAAAUAACUACAGCUAUAUCAACUUGAGACAAGUGUACUGAAAAAUGUAGAGAAGUUGGUGGAGCAAACAGUUCAAGCCUUAAAGUCCUGUUAGAGUGGAUUUGGAAUGUGCGUUUUUGUGUAAUCUGUGAAAAUACAUUCCUGGUACAUGUAGGUGGUCCUUGAAAAGUCCUUAAAAAUGGUUGCAAUUUUUAGUAUAAACCUUUAUGCUAUCAGUGACCUGUCUCCAUUCUGUGCUUUUCAAUGUUUCUUUCAUUAGGUAUCUUGCAGAAACACAAAUGGGAAGAUGCUAUGACAGUUGAUAAGAAAUCAUGGGGCUAUCGCAGAAACACUGUAUUGUCAGAUUUCCUCACCAUGGAUGACUUGACCUCUAUUCUGGCUUCAGCUGUAAGGUGAGAUAAAAUUCCCUGCUUGCCCGCUUUUUCCCUUCCUGCCUUUAUGGUUUGAUAGAAUCUGUUGCCAUACUUCAGUAAAAAUGCGUAGAAGGUACGCAUGUUAUGCAGUUGUAAAAAGAAAGCCUGAAAAAUCUGAGGGGAAUGUAACUGUAGUCCCACCUCUGCACUACCAAAUUUCUGUUCCAUCAGUCUUGUAAUUGCUAUUUUGUUUUCCCCUUUUUUGUAAUAGUUGUGGUGGAAAAAUGGGCGGCGAAUUGUUUUGUUUUGGGCGAAAGGACCCGAUUCGGAGGCGAAUAAUAGCUGUAGUCCCACGUCUUCAUUUGUAUCAUGUCUUUUUGCAAUCGAUCUGGUAAUUGCCAUUAAUUUUCCCUUUAAAUUGUGAUAUUUGUGGUGGUAACACUGGUGGCGAAUUGAAUCACUUUUGGCGAACGAUCCGAAUUGGGGGCGAAUGUAUCUGUAGUCCCACCUCUGCUGUGCUAAUAGACGUUUUAGCUUCUAAGUGUCGUUUUUCUAUUUCGGGCCACGUUAUUGUACCCCAGAGAAAUGUUUUUUUUUCAAAUAUCGUCUUAUGCACGUGUGUCCACGUGCCUAUGUAUGCAUAAGGCAAAUUCCCUGGAGAACAUCACGUGGUCUAAAUUGGGAAAACAAAACAUACAAGGUAAAAAGGUGUAUUGUCUAGUGCACUAUCAGUCUUGAAUGUGUUAUUGAUUUCACCCUUUUUUGUAACAGCUGUGGUGGAAAUUUGCUGAUGAACGUUGGACCAACAUCAGACGGUAGGAUCGACCCUAUUUUCCAAGAACGUCUGGAACAGAUGGGAGAUUGGCUUAAAGUUAACGGCGAGGCCAUAUACGGAACCAAACCCUGGCACACACAGAAUGACACCUCAACUCCUCAUAUAUGGUAAGCAGUUAUAUCACAGGUAACCCAGGCUCACUAUUUGUGUCACGUACUGGUUUCAUUUGACAUGAGUAAAUAUAGAGAGCAUAUUGGGCCAAGUUUAGGUCUGGAAAUUUGCUAGAAAAUGGAAAUAAAAAUCGAUGAAACUUGCCAAAUUUCCAGACCUAAACUUCGCCCCAUAUGAUCUCUAUAUUUACUCAUGUUAUAUGAAACCCGUACGUGAUACAUAUAGUGAGCCUGGGUUACCUGUCGUUAUGUGGGAGAUAUAGUAUAGCUCUUUGCCCUUUCAUAAGACGUUCCUUAAAGGAGCUCUGUCUCGAAAUAUAUCAAAAUUUAAACAGUGGGACCUGCUUCUUAAUUGAGUGAAACAUAAAGAUACACCGCUCAAAACAUUGAAAGACAUUUACAUCAAUUCAGGGAAACUGAGCUGGUAGAAAUUUCAUUACUGUCUGGCGUGUGAAUUCACUGCUCAUUACGCAUGCAACAAUGCAGAGAUGAAUCUGAAACGGAUUCAACUUUCGAAUAAUAAUGCAGUUUAAGAGAUUAAGGCCUCCUCAGGUCUGCAAGUUUACUCCAUUAUAGUGGAUGUUGUCCGUCGAGUUGUCUUCUUGGUGUUCUUGCGAUGGUUUUAGACAAUAUUUCGCCGUGAAACGAGUAAAAUCCGCGACAGUUCCGCCAUUUUGUUCAAACUACCAAAACAACUUAACCUCGUCUCCUGGUUUUCUCGGUCAACGGUUCAAUAACCUGUAACCAGGCUGCACUUUUGACGUCAUUUUGACGUCAUCGAUUCAAUAUGACAAAAUUCGGAUCUCGACCCAGAGCUCCUCUGCGCAUGUAGAGGAGAGAGAUGAAGAGCCCAUUCCCAAACCCGUAAGCACUGGGGUCGAGAAUAAACAAAAUUCUUUCCAAAUUUGGUCAACAGCAGCUGGUUAUGGUGAAUUAUGCAUGUGGUUUUAGCCAAUCAGAAACGGGGAAAUAUUUUAAAUGAAUAUUAAAUCACUAAUGGAAUCUUCAACUUACUUUUGGGGGGAACAUAUGCACGCUUGACCUGCCUUGACUAUAAAUGGCUAUGAGCGACUCGCUAACGCGUCGAACUGAAACCGUGUUUUCACAGGUAUACCAGCAAACCAGGUGUUACCUACGCCAUUACUCUGGAGUGGCCUACAACAGGCACGCUGAAUCUUAGUGUACCGAUUACAACAGCGACUACCACAGUGAAUCUGCUUGGCUUGCCUGAUGUGAAAAUCCCUUGGAAGGCUUUAACUAGUCAUAGUGGAAUUAUGAUUUCUGUACCGCCCCUAACUGUCUCUGAAAUGCCCUGCAAAUGGGCUUGGGUCUUUAAAAUGAGCAAUGUUGAGUGAUGGCUGUAUGCGUUAUUUUUCUCAAUUGUUUCUUUCUAAAUUUGUAAAUUCAAAAAACUUCUGGGCCCAGUUGUUCGAAGGUAGAUUAGAACCAACCCGGGUGUCAAUUUUAAGCCGGGUUUCUUUUUCUUUUGCUCUAAAGCAGUUUCUCCGUUAGUUUUAAGCAUUUUGAGAAUCCUCUGAGCAAAUUGUUGACAAAGGGAAUUAAACUAAAUUUGCCAUUUAAACUUUCAUAUGUGAAUUCAAAUUUCAGGCAAACUCUGGGUCAUCUUAACCCAGCUUUGAACAACCCGGCUGUGAAGUUUAUUUUUUAUAUUUCGAGCAGUGUCACUGUGGGUGCCGGAGACUUUUCAUGCGUGGUUUCCUGUUUUGCACAGUAAUUUUCAAGGAGUUAUAAUAACUCCUCUACUGAGGCUAAUUUGACUCCUUACAGUGGAGUUAUUUUGGGGGGAGUUAUUUUAACUCCAAAAAGGAGUUUAAAGAACUCUUUUUCAGGAGUAAAAGUGAUCCCAGAUAUUGAGGAGUUAAAAUAACCCCCAAAAAGGAGUUAUCCUGUACCUAAAAUUUUUACUCCACUUUCAGAGUUAAAUAAACUCCAAAAAGAGUAAAAACAACCCAUGUAAGGAGUAAAAAUAACCUCAUUUCGGAGUUAUUUUAACUCCAGACUGGGAGUAAAAAGAACUCUUUUUCAGGAGUUAAAAUGAUCCCAAAUUCGGAGUUGAAUUAGGAGUUAAAGUAACCCCCAAAAAGGGGUUAUCCUGUACCUAAAAUUUUUACUCCAUUUUCGGAGUUAUAAUAGCUCCCUAAAAAUUACGGUGUGGUUAAGUCUUUAUACUGACACGCGUGAAAAGUCUUCUUCUUGCGGCUUCGCUGCUUGUGGAUUCGGCAUGCGACUGAUCCUAAAGCAUCUUCGCCACACUCAAUCGCCGCGCGCGAGAAAAAAAUCCUCUGGUACACUGGCUAGAGUGGUUUAGAAACUCACUUUUUUUGUAGUUUUGAUAUCCUAUCGGAUUAGUAGCUAUAAUCAAAGCUCGCCCCUAAGCGACCAGCUCUAAUUACGUCCACGAUUGUGAAACCUCGUUUGAAAUAUGAUGAAAAGCUCUUGUAAGCGACCGUCCCGGUUAACGACGGUCACCACCUAUGGUAAUUGCCGAACAGUCUAUGCCAUUUUUCAGUUAUCAAGCUGCUUUAAGCGGCCACUCAUUCAUUCUUAUUCAUAAAAAGGAUUAAGUGUUGUAUUGUGGCUAGCCUGCGUAGCAAGCGUUUCCAAUCGAGUUAUUUGCGCGAAACUGAAAGUUGGGGAGCCUGGCAGUUCUAACGACUUUCGUUUUUUCUUUCUUUUUCAAAUUUCGUGUAGUUACUUUGUCUGUGACAAAGGGUUAGCGUGGAAAUUUGCCUGUUAAUGUCUUGUUAUAAACUUGUAGACUCUAAAUAAACAACGG